Messenger RNA from Microthlaspi erraticum, 777 nucleotides. Lineage: Eukaryota; Viridiplantae; Streptophyta; Magnoliopsida; Brassicales; Brassicaceae. The record is from the annotation of a GenBank genome assembly.
AUGAAAACUGAGAUUCCUUGGUUCUAUCUUGGCUGUCCAAAAUGCUCCAGAAGAGUGAACCAAUACUUGAAUCCUGAAACUGAAGAAAUAGAAGCUGACAAGUUUACAUGUGACCAGUGCCAGAAAAUUGUUGAUUCCACAGUCACAAGAUACCAGGUUCAUGUCAAAGUAACAGAUGAUACGGGAACCACUUCUUUACUUAUGUUUGACAGUGAGGUCAUAAAACUUAUUCACAAAUCUGCAUAUGAGUUACUAGAGCAACAAGUUCAGUUCAACCGUGGGAGACAAUACCCACAAGAACUUCUAGCUUUAGAUGGUCGCGAGUUCGUUUUCACAAUCUUCAAACCCGAAACAAGCAAAAAUUUCAUGCCGACAACUUUUAAAGUUGUUACAUUCACUGAAGAUCCAGUGAAAAUUCAAACGUUUCUUGAUGGCAAUGACAACACGGCUGAUACUGCUGCGAUUGGUCCUCAUUCCCCGAGCUCAAUUGAAUUAACCACCAAUCUGAUCGAAGAUGUCUCUGUUGAAGUGUCUAACAACAACUCGAUAAGUGGUUCGACAGAGUCUCCAGCUACUACAAGCAAAAAGCGAGCUAUAACUUCUGAUGAAACACCUUUACCAUCUGAAAAUUGUGUUGCAUCACUCUCAGCAAAGAAACUGAAACCAGAAGUAACUCCUUUACCUGAAGAAGAAGCUGGACAGCUUUCAUCCACCAAGCCAAAAUCGAGCAUUAAGCAAAGGAUGCUCAUCCAAGAAGUGAACGGAUGCGCGUUUUGA